This is a messenger RNA of Aureobasidium subglaciale EXF-2481, 5650 nucleotides long. RefSeq lists its product as uncharacterized. NCBI's taxonomy places the organism in Eukaryota, Fungi, Ascomycota, Dothideomycetes, Dothideales, Saccotheciaceae. The record is from RefSeq and is a predicted model, not a curated record. Gene Ontology annotation, molecular function: protein binding. Bases 153 to 5438 code for a protein of 1761 amino acids. The transcript has a single exon.
UGCCUCAUCAUAUUAUUGCAUCGUCUUUGCAUCUGUUGUGAAAUGACGGCCUAGUCCACUUUUGUCAUAUACCAUGCUGGCCCAUUGACAGACGGCCCCUUGUAUUCUUUGGCCAUAUUGUAUACAUUCGCGGACAAGAUCAAACACCAAACAUGUCGUCGCAGAUUGCGCCAUGGCUCGAGGACCUAGACGAAGAUUGGGUCGAGCCGCCGUCGCUGUCAAAGCCCACCACAGACCACCAAUCUGCCACUUGGGUUCCCAAGAACCAAACUUCGUCGUCGUCUAGUCGCAUCCCGCGAAGGAGUAGCGGUCAAUUCUCCGUCACAUCCAGCUCGCUCAAACAACAACGGAACCCGCUCAAGGACCUUCCCGACUCUCAGUCCAAUGUCCAACGCCAACCAUCAGACUCGUCGAUAGUCCACCACGACUCGGUCAAGCGCUCUCCCGCCAAACACCAGACUCUCGAGUGGAAGAAGCGUCUUGUCCGCGGUGAGGUCGGCUACGGCGACCAGACCGACCUCUUUGGCCCAUCCGGUCUCGAGAACAUCUUCUCCCCAGCUCGUCCGACUUCGUCCAACAACCGCCCGACCUCGUCCAACAGCCCCUCGAGGCUCCUGCAGAACACUCUGAUGCCUCCUUCCAGUCCCCCACCAUGGCCCUCGCAAAUUGAUCCCUCUCAACUAGACUCUCCCGACGCACAGGGCACAUGCCAACGAGAAGCCAACAACACAAACUACGAUGAAGCACAAGACGACAGCCUCAUGCGCUCCAUCAACUCUCCCAGUCAACUACACCUUGGCCGCUCGGCUUCGAAACAUCAAGGCAAUCGCACUAUCAGCGCUAAUACCGAUCUGUCAGGCGAGGGCUUCAGUCCCGUCUUCUUGUCAAAACACACAAGCUCCACUGGCGCCGUCAGCUACGCUCCGCUCGACUCGCGCUCUGCGCCCGUCAGUGCAGAUGCCUCCAUCAACGCUUUGGACUCGGAACUCCCAUCUACGCCUGGCUUCCGCAGAGAGACUAGCGAUGCUGCAGACAACAUGCCCAGUGUUCCAGAGGUCUCUCUUCCAGACGAUCUGCCGACCGGCACCCCUCCAAUCCAAAGCUUCAUGACUAUGAACAGGCCCGAUCCUUCCAGUCCCACAAAGAUCGAGCCGUCCUCCAUUUACGACCAGCCUUCAAUUUCGCCAGCUCCGUCUAGCCCGGUCAGAGCACCUGCAACCCCAAGACUAGGAGAUGUAGAAGAGUCCUCCCUUCUAAGCCCACCAAAGAGCAGGCCCUCGCAGAGUCCGUUGAAGCUGUUUGGCAAUUACGACACCUUCACCAACAACAAGUUGUUCAGGAGAAUGAGCCAGUUGGAAGGCCUGGAUCCUGAUCAUCCUUUGGUGUCUCCGGCGCACCCAUGUGACGAUCCGUUCGACGAGACUCGCUCGAGUGGUGGUAGAGUCCCUAGCUCGGCUACGACCAACACAAAUAGACGUCGGGCGUCACAACGUGUCGUUUCGAACUUGAGUGGCUUUGGCCAAGGAGAUCUGGAUGAGCAUAACUUCGAUGCAGACAUCUCUAUUCCCUCUGGCCUGGACCUCGAUGCGACAUCCGACUUCCUCGAUGGCUCACCCCUUCCUGAAGCUGUUCCACCGGGCAGCACGCAUCCCUUCCGCUUCCACGUCGAGACUGCUCCACCGAUUGAAUCGUCACCCGAAGUUAGACCCUUUAAGCUGAAGAGAAAACUCUCAAAGAGAAGCAACACAGUCAGGUCGAGACACUCAGACGAUGAGCAAGCGCUAGAGCAAUUCCCUGUGAUUGAUCCCUACAACAAUGAGUUCGACAUCAGGGAAGGGAAGCGCCCUCAGAGCUCCCCUGCGAAGGCCCCAACUGCCAAACGCCGUCGUACCCUGAUAACCAUGGACGGCAAACUCCCGGAGCUCGGCGAAGGCUCUGAGAUUCACAUCAAGGUCGAUGCGCCUCUCUCAGAUGACGCACGAGCUCCUACGGUCGCGGCAUCUGGCUCUGUCAGUGUAGCAAGCAGAAGAGACGUCACCAGGCCUAGAAAUCCCACACCCAGCCAGAGACGUCGCGAGCAGAUUCAAGCUGAGAUCAGUGAAGCGACUUUCGAAUAUCUCUCAAACUCGCCACGCCUCGAAGCUAUCAAAGAAACUAUCGAAGAGCUCUCAGAACUAGGUGCAGAGUCUGUCGAUGCCGAGAAAGCAAAGGCAGUUGCAGCUGAUAUUGCAGCAUUCACCUUCGAGCAUUCGAGGGAUGAGCCCGAAAGCAUACGCAAGCGCUCGUUCACCACUCAAGAUUUCCUCGACGAGGCCAUGCAUAUCAUGUCGAUAAUCCGAGCUAAGGGACGACCACAUAGUGGCUUAGACGACGUGGAAGAGUCCAACGCAGAGAUGAACUUCAGCUCUCACCUACAUCCUGAUGAUCUUGCGCGUCAAGUUGGGUCCUUACGCAUCUCCAGACCAGCCUCUCGUGAGGGUGGCGAGUGCAACUGGAGGCCGAGAAGUCAAGUCAAGCACGACCCGAUGGUUGCUAGUCGAUUGGAGCAGUUCCGCGAACAGAACCAAUCCAAUCUUGUAGAGUCUUCUCUCAGAUCACUGAAUUUUGACGAUUCUUCCGCAAUCUCCUUUGGCUGCGAAAAUGUAUCAGCUCGGGAUCUUGACGGUUCGUCAAUAGCUGGGCCCGGUUGGGCAGGUAUGCACACGCGAGCAUACUCGAACGCUUCACAGCAAGGAGCGCAAGUCAGCCCGACCAAGUCACAGCAUGGUUCGCAUCCAUCACUAGACUCCUCGAGUGGGGCCCGUACUAUGGGUUCUACCUCUUCAAGAGACUGUGUAGCAAAUCUAUCUCCCGAAAAGGUCGCUCACCUUAUCCCUGAACAGAUCGCUGGAAUGACCUAUGAUAAGGAGAAGCAAAUCUGGGUCAAGGCAAAACAUCUCAAGCCUCCAACCUUCGAUUACUAUCACCAACCCAGUAAUGUCAGCAGCGAGGAUGAUCCAUUCGCAUACAUCCCUGACUUGACUGUCGAUGAGAUCAAGGAGAUUCAACGAAUUCAAGCACGUCGUCACGAUCUCGCGCAGAAUGAACAGUCCGAGUGUGAUAUGUCCGAACGGUACACCGAGCUUCCACAGCAGGUACCGGAUCGUCCGCCCCCACAGAGACAAGAAGCAACCGGCUCGAGGCCCACGACUCGCGAUAGUAAUGCACCCCACCCUUUCACGUCGAGCACGGCACCAUCGAAGUACUCUGGCUUUGCCUCGAGUCAGCAGCAGCAGUUCGAUACUCGCGCCACAUCUUGGAGCAAUGAAGAGCUUGCUAGCAUCGCUCGGGCUAAACAGGCUCAGGCGCAGACAGGCGAUGGUAUCCGCGACCUCGCCACAGUCAACAUCCCUCAAAACAUCUCAGAAGAGACCGAGAUCGUUCUUGAUGAUUCUGUGACGGCUCAAGAUGACUCGCAGGUUUCACUCAUGUCCCAAGACGAUUCUCUCUUGGACGAUCUUCUUAGUGAGGAUGAUGAAAUUCUGGAUGAAGAAUCGGAGACGGAAGAACUGCCAGCACCUAAGCAGCGCGGCAGUGGAAUUCCGCUGCCAUCAUGGCCCUUACGUUCGCCUCAACCAGCGCGCCGCGGCGGCCUUAGAAACUCUUCACUCAGAAGGCAGACGUUCCGGCGAGGUUUUACCUCUGGACAAGACCAGAGAGAAGUGUCAUUCGUGGCUACCUUCCCUGACAAGCGAACAAUGAGCGUUUCUGUGGUUGCUCAGCCUGCACCCAUAAUGUCGGCACCAAACCAGGAAUAUGGGUUGUCAUCACCUGCCCGAAUGGAUGGCACCUUCUACCUCAGCGACUUGCCCGACUUUACCGUCAACGAUGUCGAUGAGGAGCGACCAUCUGAAAAGGCAUUGGCCAGACGAGUGGCUCGCACAAACAGUGGAGACAGAUAUGCAAUGGCUGUUCAGAGUCUCGUGAAGACACUUACUGACGUUGAGCCGGAUGAGCCAUACUGGGAAGACAUCAAGCAGCUCAACCUUGGUGACAGAGGUCUCGAUUCUGUGCAUAACCUGGAAGACUUCUGCACACGUCUCGAAGACCUCGACCUCUCGAAUAACAAUGUUGCUCAUCUGGAAGGCGCGCCCGCGUCUGUUCGCAAGCUCAAUCUUCGCUCCAACGCUUUGAGCAGUCUGACAGCUUGGAGUCAUAUGAUGAAUUUGCAGUAUCUGGACGUUUCCAACAAUCAAAUCGACAACUUGGGUGGACUGUGCAUGCUUGUCCAUCUCCGAGAGUUGCGCGCUGACGACAACCAAAUCUCCACUCUGGAUGGUGUUAUGAACAUGGAUGGUCUGCUCAAAUUCUCUGUCCGUCGCAAUCAGCUCUCGCGUGUCGACUUUGAAGGUUGCCAGUUGGCCCGUCUCGAGGAAUUGGAUCUGAGUAGCAACAAGCUGUCCAGCAUCUCUGGCAUCCAUGCACUGCCGUCAUUGGAGCGACUGAUACUAGACGACAACCAACUCGUAACAUUCCCGACAACCAGGGAACAAUCGAUGGGCUCGAGACUUCAUUGUCUGUCGUUGCAGAAGAACAAGAUGACCGCUCUGAGUGUAGAGGACUACACUAGCUUGCGCUACCUGAACGUUGACGAGAACCGCCUGUCAACCAUCCAGGGCAUCGAAACAUUGCAUAAUGUGGACAUGCUGUCUAUGCGCAAGCAAGACUUUAGCCACUCAGAUGUUCAGCAUUUGACCAUCUUCAACCAGCGAUUAUCCGCACGCUCCUUGUUCCUCUCCUCGAACAUCAUCCCCACCCUCGACUUGCCCAACUCUUACCAUAGCGUGCGAAAUCUGGAGAUGGCAUCUUGCGGCCUACAAGAUCUGCCAGACGACUUUGGUCUCAAGUUCCCGAACCUGAGAACCUUGAACAUGUCUUUCAACGCGAUUACAGAUAUUCGCCCACUCCUCAACAUCACACGCUUGGAGAAGUUGCAUGUGUCAGGAAAUCGCAUCGCCCGUCUCCGUAAGACUGUCGCUGUGCUGGCACGUAUGCCACAUUUGCGCAAAACGGAUCUCAGAGACAAUCCUAUCACACAGGGCUUCUAUGCUCCUAUCUCUGUGUCCAAGAAUGCCGUCAGCACCGUCUCCAACGACGAGGAACCAUUGUCGGAGGCAGAAUUGCAGUUGCAGAUUGCCAUGUCACAUCGUUUGCCAAAUGCGAAUUACGCCACUGAUACCGAGCACCUGGCUCGUUUGGACGAGGAUACCAAGCUUCGACGACGUGUCUAUGAAAUUCUUCUCAGCAAUGGUUGCAAGAGCCUUUCUACACUCGAUGGUUUGGCUUUCGCAAAAGACCGAGCGCUGAUCAGAGAUGGCGUUUGGGAAAGACUACUCAAACUGGGCGUUGUGAGAAAAUCCGGCGAUAAGGGAGAAGCAACAGAGGUGUCGAUGAGCUAGGAGCUUGUUGAAAAGCCGGAAGAAGACAGCAUAUGAUGGUCCCACUUGACGACUUGUACGAAAACUAUUGCAUUGGGGGAUGAACAGAGUGUAGGAGUCUUAGACCUGGUUGUUGGUUGUUUAAUUGGCGUUCUGGUUUGGUUUCAUAUUAUCUAUAUCACUUUAUUAGGUGUGUUUUUCAAUCCGACAGUCACGAGAUGACGAGUUUCCAG